AGCAGUGACGCAUCUCACCGCUCGUUGUACGCGCUCGGUCAAAACAUCGCGCCGCGCCGCUUUCGAGGUUAGGUUGGGGUUCAAGUCGAUUCGGGUCGUUCAGGAGGGCGUUACGUCACAAUAUAUAUAUACAUAAAACAAACAUAAAUAUAUAUGUACAACGUUCAUGUCAAACUCUCUAUAUCGAGAUGUUGGCCUAUCUCACGGUGGUAAUGAUCGCAGCCUUCGCUCAUCCCGUUUCUUCUAUCGUGGGGUACGAUUGCGGAUCAAGCGCAAUGAACAUAACAACCUUAUCGUUGUUGGACGUCGCAAAAUGUAACAUACCAAGGUCAGAAGUGGAAGUCAGCGAACAAUAUAUUGAAUUAUUGCAACUCAAUGAAUUCGCGGAAACGGAAGUGAUGCAAUUAAAAAUAGAAAUAUUUCGCAUGAUAUAUUAUUGUGGAAUGUCUUCUCAUAUUGCAACCGUGGAUAACGCGCAAUUGGAAUACAUAGAAACUGUAAGCCGUGACGCAUGUAAGGACAUGCACAAAGUCGGAAAAAACAAUGGUAGGACAAACGAUUAUAACUGGGAUAGAACUCAAUCAAACAACGAGGACCAGCGUAACUUUUACUGGCUCCGUGAAAAACGACGGUACAUGCUAUAGGGCAUCGUAUGCUGACCCUUAUGGAUCUUGGAAUAACGUGGUUGUACAGGGUACUGUAAAAAUCUCAUUGCGGAACUAUAUGGCUCAAGUCAGUUUGGAAUCGAACCGAAUCUACUUACGGCCCGGAACCAUAUGUGCACUGCUCGGAACAAAUUGCCAGGAUGGUGACGGUGAGAACACAUUUUGGGAUUCGCGACCGCGCGACAAUUGCAAAUUUUAUCGCUAUGGAAUUCUUUACAAUGGCAUUGCAAACAAAAUACGAGAUGUCGAUUCGGACGUAUCGCGUAGUCUGUACUCCGUAACAACAACGGAUGUAACUUUCGCACUGACGAGUAGAGAAACGCAUAACAUCUGCGGUUAUAAAGUUGUAAGCACCGAACAUCCCAAGCUGUUUGUAUUUGAAACGAUACCGGAAACCUCGUUUGCUGUUCAUGGAAAAGUUUCGGUAGCAAAUUUAGACAUAUUUGCGUACGUCAAAUCGAAAUUUUUAUACGUAGAAAGACAUAUCAGGCAACAAAUGAAGUCAUUGUACCAUGAUAUUUUGAAUCAACAAUGUGAUAGAGAACGACAGAUUUUACAAAACAGUUUAGCUAUCGAGAGUCAAGCUCUAGACGAAUUUGCAUUUCGACUUAUGAAAAAACCAGGCUAUAUGGCGCUUGUGGCCGCGAAGUUGUACAUAUUGUAAAGUGCAUCCCAGUAGAAGUAACUUUGUAGCGCCUCAAAGAAUGUUAUAAUCAAUUACCAGUCGCAUGUGGAAACGAAACUUUUUUCCUUACCCCACGUAUACAUAUCUUGUCGCAUAAGGAAACUCAAACAACUUGCAAUAGCUUACUGCCGCCCUAUUAUCUGUUCGGAGAUGCAUGGUAUAAAUUUACACCGAUUCCAGUAGAAGCUUUGACACCUGGAGUUAUGAAGCCAAUGACGAAACAAUCGUGGCGAUAUACAAAUCCAGCAUCACUCGCAUCCAGUGGAAUAUACACAAAAGAAGACAUCGAAAAAUUACGAGAACACAUAAUAUUUCCCCUCGAGAAACCGGCAGUGCUCAAUAAUAUCAUCCGAGGAAUCAACGGUGAAUCAACCGUAAACCAAGACGAAAGAUUUGUCAAUCUCUUGGACCAAACUUCCAUAAAACAUAUUGCGGAAUCAGCAUGGAGGCACACGUGGGGGCGGUUCAUCCAAUUCGGUACCGCUAGUGCCGGAUUCAUUGGAAUUUUACUCAUCUUUCGAGCGAUUAAGCUCGUUCUGGAUACCAUCGUACAUGGGUAUAUGCUUUGCAUACGAUUUACGGAUGGUCAAUAUAUCUCCUUGGAGCUGUAUGGAGUUCUGUAACGCAUCUAUUAAUUCAUCUCGCUCAGCGACCCAAUGAAAAUAUAUCAGAUGACGUUGAACGCGGAAUGGACCUGGAGCAAUAUAAAAGUUUCUCAACACCAAAACUAAACAAGCACCCCCUACAUCAAUCGGUUUAAACGUACCAAUAAAUAGUGACUCGAAUCUCAUUUUCUUCUGUUGUAACGUAUUAUUGGUGAUGAAGAAUGGAAAAAAUAAUUUGGAGCUAUUUUGAUGCGGAAUUGUGAUUCAACAUAUGAUCAAUCAUGUUUUUCAAAUUGUUUGUAUUUAUUUUUUUGAAAUUCGAUCGUAAAAAAAUUUCGACAAUAAACUAUAAAUAUGUUCAAAUCGAUAAUGAA
Venturia canescens is the source of this 2329-nucleotide messenger RNA. RefSeq lists its product as uncharacterized. NCBI's taxonomy places the organism in Eukaryota, Metazoa, Arthropoda, Insecta, Hymenoptera, Ichneumonidae. The record is from RefSeq and is a predicted model, not a curated record. Bases 544 to 1329 code for a protein of 261 amino acids. The transcript has 2 exons.